Messenger RNA from Sander lucioperca (pikeperch), 1814 nucleotides. RefSeq names its product RAD51 paralog D (gene rad51d). Gene Ontology annotation, biological process: double-strand break repair via homologous recombination; telomere maintenance; reciprocal meiotic recombination. Gene Ontology annotation, cellular component: replication fork; centrosome; Rad51B-Rad51C-Rad51D-XRCC2 complex. The transcript has 11 exons. Gene Ontology annotation, molecular function: four-way junction DNA binding; ATP binding; single-stranded DNA binding. The coding region runs from base 371 to 1375 and encodes 334 amino acids. Lineage: Eukaryota; Metazoa; Chordata; Actinopteri; Perciformes; Percidae. The record is from RefSeq and is a predicted model, not a curated record.
CUUUACUACGGCAAGCAGGAGAAGGCAAUUAAGCCUUCGCACGUCGUUAGGCGUGUGCUGCUGUUGAUCAAAAAAGUUUGGUGAAAACGAAGUUUUGUGAAAACGUUAGUUUGUCGUAAGUAAAUAAUGACAGGGUUUUGUCGUCGUGAAACUUAAGUGAAACUCAUUAAUUCUGUCGUUAGCUGUCUAACGUUAGUUAACCUAGCCUCGCAAAGAUAAAAACAAGUGUAACGUUAGCUAGCGGCAUCUAGCUAGCUAACUUAACGUUAACGUUACUUCACUUUAUUUCUUCUUUAGGGCACAAUUUAAGCUGCGUGUCAUUUCCUAACAUCAGAGUUACACGCGAACUAGCAGUUAACAAUGCAAGACCAUGGUAGUCUUGAGAGAAGGAAUGUGUCCUGGACUGGAUGAGGAUUUAGUCCGUGACCUACGUGCUGCCGAUAUUAAAACAGUGGAGGACGUGGUCUCGUCUGACAUUGAGGAACUUGCUCAGAGAUGCUCUGUAUCAUAUAAGGCUCUAUUUGCCAUCCGCCGAGUGCUGCUGGCCCAACACACAGCAUUCCCUGUGUCAGGCGCUGAUCUGUAUGAAGAACUAUUGAGCUCAACAGCCAUCCUCUCCACUGGAAAUCCCAGCUUAGAUAAACUGCUGGAUUCAGGCUUGUAUACUGGAGAGAUAACAGAGCUGUCAGGAGGCCCAGGAAGUGGCAAAUCUCAGGUGUGUUUCGGUGUGGCAGUGCACAUUUCUUACCAGCUGAAACAGAGUGUAAUAUUUAUCGAUACAACAGGAGGGCUGACUGCCAGCCGCUUGCUUCAAAUGCUCCAAGCUGAAACAAGUAACACAGAAGAGCAGAUGGAAGCUCUUCAGAGGAUCCAAAUCUUCCGUUUGUUUAACAUUUUCUCUUUACUCGACUGUCUGUACAGUCUUCGCAGUGGUGGGCUUCAGCAGGCGUCUGUUGGCGGGGGCUCCGUCAAGGCAGUGAUCGUGGACUCCGUGUCAGCUGUUAUCUCUCCUCUACUGGGAGGCAAACAAAAUGAAGGCAUGUCCUUGAUGAUACAAGUGGCAGGAGUUCUUAAGACAAUGGCAAAGGACUUCAAUGUUGCUGCUUUGGUUACAAACCAUGUUACGAGGAGCGGCAGCGGGGAGGUGCAGCCAGGCCUCGGUGUGUCGUGGAGUCACAUCCCCAGAACCAGGAUCCUGCUGGAGCGAGUAGAGCGGGCCGCACCUGUCAGCCACUCAAGCAUGCGCUCUGCAACGCUAAUCAAGUCUUCUAGACAGCCUUGUCACAUCAAAGAAGAGUUUGACUUGCAGUGGUGGAGUCGCUCUAAAGAAGCAUCAUCAGGAAAGAGAAAACUGGAUGAGACUGAUUCCGGAUGAUAGCCAACUAUAAUCCUCUGACCUAAGGGAGGUACGAGCCGCCUCUUGCGGAUACAUUCCCAGAUCCAGCUUGGUGAGACUCUCUGGGCCUUGCUGUCGUCUUCAGGUUCAGCCAGCGUAUGCGUAGCUGAGGCGACGUCGUAGUCCUGUACGAGGUCUCCGUCAUACGCCACAAAGUACCUCCUCAGUUUGUCAAAGUCCUGCACUGAAACGGGCAGGAAAAGCUUCACCCCACUGAAGAUGUCCAGCAGGGUCUACAGAAAAAUGUAGUCAGCAGAGGACACAUGUGAGCAGACUGCUCCAAUUUUAAGUUGUGGUCAAGCUGCAUAUCAUUCAAUUAAUAAUUUAGUCCAUGUUUAAAUUAAACACUCAUAUUGUGUUACUUAAAGUGUUGUAAAACACCAACAACCAAAAAGUAUUUAAAAUGUAAUGUUAAAUU